Exophiala oligosperma is the source of this 2766-nucleotide messenger RNA. RefSeq lists its product as uncharacterized. Gene Ontology annotation, cellular component: Sec62/Sec63 complex. The transcript has 2 exons. The record is from RefSeq and is a predicted model, not a curated record. Gene Ontology annotation, molecular function: RNA binding; transmembrane protein transporter activity. Gene Ontology annotation, biological process: SRP-dependent cotranslational protein targeting to membrane; post-translational protein targeting to endoplasmic reticulum membrane. NCBI's taxonomy places the organism in Eukaryota, Fungi, Ascomycota, Eurotiomycetes, Chaetothyriales, Herpotrichiellaceae. The coding region runs from base 170 to 2341 and encodes 723 amino acids.
CUUUCACUGCACCCGUUUGGCUUUUGUCCAUUCAGGUUUCUCCAUUUCUUUGACGCGCAAUUUUCACUCCUUCGGCUUUCUUUCAACAAUCCAAGGUGCUCUUAACGGACAGUAAAGUAAUUUUCUUACGAGUAUCGCGCGACGCAGCCCCGGCGGCUUGCAAUUCACCAUGGCCUCCUCCGACUACAACUACGAUGACCAGGGCCAGUUCUUUCCCUUCUUCAUGCUGACAAUGGCCGGCAUUGUCACUCUCCCUCUCACAUACAACGUCUUCAAAGCCUCUACAGAUCUCGAGCAAACCGCUUCGCAUGUAAAAUCAGACUUCAAGCCGAAACAUGGGGACUUAAUAGACGAACAAAGAAAAAAGCGGAAAAGAAGGGAUCGGAAGACGAAGCGCAUCAUUGCGAUGGUGGUAGGGUACGCAUUCAUGGCGUACAUGAUCUAUCUCAUUGCGGUCACCCAGAGAACAGUGCCACAAAUCUGGGAUCCGUAUGACAUUCUCGGAGUCAAGAGAAGUGCCUCGGAGAAGGAGAUUGACAAAUUCUACAAACGAUUGGCCAUCAAACAUCACCCGGACAAGGCGAAGCCGGACCCUGCGAAGAAUGAAACCCUGGAGACCAUCAAUGACCGAUGGGUGGAAAUGACAAAGGCAUACAAGGCUUUGACUGAUGAAGAGAUAAGGAACAAUUAUCUACAGUAUGGCAACCCGGACGGCCGACAGUCUACAAGCAUAGGCAUUGCCUUGCCAAAAUGGAUGGUCGAGGAGGAAAACCGAUACUUUGUGGUCGCAUUUUACGGCAUCCUUUUGGGUAUCAUUCUCCCUUAUACCCUGGCGAAAUGGUGGUACGGCACUCAAGCUCUCACCAAGGAUAAGGUCCUGCAUGCCAGUGCUGGCAACCUGUUCCGGGAAUGGAAAGAAGAUAUCUCAGAAGGCGGUGUCGUGGCAGCAACAAGUGCGGGUGAAGAAUUCAAAGAGGCGCUGAAGGGGACACGAAGUGACGCUGGAGCGGCGAAAGCUGAGAGCAAGGUUUUGAAGAGCUCGGUGCUCAGCGAUGCAGACAAGGCUCGACUGAAGUCCAUCGAAGACCCUGUGCGACGAAAGACGUUGGCUUUGCUCUGGGCCUAUCUCGCUCGCAUCGACCUCGAAGAUACGGAGCUGGAACGGGAGAAAUACGCGGUUGCGCCGACUGCGUUCCUCCUGAACAACUCUUUCGCUUCAGUCACUUUACCAUUCCAGGUUGUCAAGCCUCUACUGUCUGCAUACCAUACCUCACAAAGCAUCAUCCAAGCAGUGCCUCCAAACGCUUCACCGCUACUACAACUUCCCAACUUCACGUCCGAACUGGCGAGCAAAAUUACCGGCACCGCAAAGGAACCAGUCACCCUACAGCAGUUCAUGUCUCUUCCGGCAGCCGUCCGGAGGAACCUGUGCUCCGGCCUCUCCGAAACACAAUACAAUCAAGCCAUGCAAGUUGCGUCUCAAAUCCCCCAUCUUCAAAUCGCAAAGGCAUUUUUCAAGGUCGUCGGCGAACGAGUCGUCACGCCGGGAUCUCUCGUCCAGCUGGUCGUGAAGGCGCGUGUCAUACCUCCAGGAACGAAAAACGUGCCACCCAUUGAUCCUCUCGACCUAGAGGAUAUCGACCCUGAAGAAGGAGAUUUGGAUGCACUACACGGUCGCAAAUCGGCAAAGUCCAAGCGCCGCAAGACGAUAGACGGGAAGGUGGUUGAGGACGAGUCCAACCCUGGUUCCGUACAGCCUCCACUCGCCCACGCCCCGUACUUUGCGGCGGAUCACGCACCGAGAUGGCACAUCUUCCUGGCCGAGGCAAGGAGUGGACGCAUCUCGGUGCCACCGUUUACGUUCACCGCAUUCGACAAGCCGAUCUUCAACCCCGACGGCACACCCACGUUCAACAUGUUGACGUUGAAAUGUCCUUUCCAAGCACCUCCUCAAAUUCAUGCGUUCCCUUUCGUCCUACACCUCGUGUGUGACAGUUAUAUCGGACUUGACGCAAAGGUGGACGUCGUUCUUGAUGUCCGGAAUCCGAGCGAGGCGAACCAGGUGGAGAGUGACGAUGAGAUUAGUGAGCCUGAUGAAGAUACGAUAGCAGGACAACUUCAAGCCAUGAAGUCAGGAGGUUUGUCUGGCGCGACGACCGGGUCCAACCCGACGACGAGAAGAAAAAAGAAGAGGACGGCGAGUCAAGUUGACGUACCUGUCGUACAGUCCGGCAACGCUGCGGCCGAUAGCGACGAGGACGACGAGAGUGACACCGAGGGGGAUGAGAGUGAAGAUGAUACUUCCGAGACGGACACCGAGACUGAAGAUGAGGAUUCUUAGGUAGCCAUCACGACUAGCUGGUCCUUGCGCAAGUGGAUCGAGCGAGUUGAGCGAGUGUUUCGAUCAACCCGGAAAGUAUUCUGUCUCUACAUGGUCUUGGUAGGUUGUACGGGAUCAAGAGAUCAAGACGAUUUGUCUUGACAGGCCAAGGAGGUGACAAAAAGCCCAAACCCUUUCUUCAAAGGAGGUUGUACGAUACGUCCAGAGUGUUGAUUUUUUUCCCCUUGAGACCAACGCGCACGUCGAAUGCGUCACAUUUUGCCUUUGAAUCCAUGGCAUUUGCAUUUCAACGGUGUUUUUUUUGUUGUCUAGGUAUGCGGUAUGGAGAGGGACGUGUUUAUACCUCGUCCGUCAAAAGACACAUUGAAACACGGUACUACCUAGUUGUUGUAGAACAUCAGAAUUCGAAACCUUUCUACAGAGGG